Brassica napus (rape) is the source of this 1067-nucleotide messenger RNA. RefSeq names its product ribosomal L1 domain-containing protein 1. The record is from RefSeq and is a predicted model, not a curated record. The transcript has a single exon. Gene Ontology annotation, cellular component: 90S preribosome. Lineage: Eukaryota; Viridiplantae; Streptophyta; Magnoliopsida; Brassicales; Brassicaceae. The coding region runs from base 118 to 894 and encodes 258 amino acids.
UCAUAAAACUCGUACAAUAACAGUCCUAAACCCUUUGUUUAGAUCUCAAAGCCCUAAAAUCGCAAUUCUACCAGUCUUCUUCGCCCCGCCGCCUCUCCCUACUACUCUCACCGGAGAAUGAGUUCCCCCGCCGCUCCUCCACCGUUAUACCACUCGAAAAUCGACGCAAAGAACGUCAACAGAGCCUUAAAGUCUCUCCUAAAAUGGCGUGACUCCAAAUCCAACCCACAGAACUCAUCAGAGCCCCUCGAUAACAACAACAACAGCGACGACGGCGGCUUCGUCUACCUAGUCGUAACCCUAAAGAAGCCUCCUCAAAUCGACCGCACCAAUCCGAUAACGAUCCCUCUCCCUCACCCUCUAAUCGACUUAAUCGACUCCCCUCCGGAGCUUUGCCUAAUCAUCGACGACAAGCACAAGAACAAAAUCACGAAGGAGACGGCUCUGAAGAAGAUCGAAGCGGAUAACGUCCCGAUCACGACGGUGAUCAAGGUCUCGAAGCUGAAGGCGGAGUUGAAGAAGCUGGAGGCGGAGGAAGGGAGGCGCCACGAGCUCUUCUUCGCGGAGAGGAGGCUGAUGCCGAUCUUGCCGAAGCUUCUGGGGAGGGAGUUUGUUAAGAGGAAGAAGAGUCCGAUCGCGAUUAACUUGAGGAGCGGGAACUGGAAGGAGCAGGUUGAGAGAGUUUGUGAAUCGGCUUUGGUCUACGUGGGAACGGGGACGUGUAGCGUUGUGAAGGUGGCGAAGUUGUCUAUGGGGAGGAAGGAGAUUGCGGAGAAUGUUGUGGCGGUUAUGGAGGGGAUCGCGGGUUCGAUUCCUGGGAAGUGGAGGAAUGUUAAGUUGUUUCAUUUGAAGUUGCUUGAAAGCUUGGCUUUGCCGGUUUAUGAAUCAGUUUGAGAUAUGGAGAGCUAUUGAAUGUUUUGGUUGGUUACAAGUUUUUGGGUUAAUUUUAGUGGAGUUUUCUCUUAUAUGAUGUGGCUGAAAGUGUUUAGAUUAUGCCGAGAUUGAACUGAACAGAACCAUUACAAUGCAACAUGUGAUUUGAAUGCAGAAAAAACACUUCCUUUUCA